Molecule: messenger RNA, 885 nt
Organism: Penicillium cinerascens
Lineage: Eukaryota; Fungi; Ascomycota; Eurotiomycetes; Eurotiales; Aspergillaceae
Exons: 1
Coding region: 1-885 (294 amino acids)
Biological process (GO): intracellular signal transduction; protein phosphorylation
Cellular component (GO): nucleus; cytoplasm
Molecular function (GO): protein serine/threonine kinase activity; ATP binding
Source: RefSeq, a predicted model, not a curated record
AUGAGUCUCCCCGAGGCAAAAGAUGCUUCAUACAACCGCCUUUUCCAGUUGGAUGUUGCACGGGCCUUGGCGGCACAGUUGGUCCUUGCAGUUGAGUAUGUUCAUUCCAAGGGAUUCGUUCACGGAGAUCUUCAUCAUGGAAAUGUUCUCCUCCGGUUACCAUUUGACCUAAGCAAGCUUUCUGUGGAGGAAUUGUACAAAAAAUACGGAGAACCGGAAUAUGAAGCAAUAAGACGUUUCGAUGGCCAACCGCUUCCACCAAAUUUUCCCUCACGCGCCGUUUUACCAAUCUGGCUUGGCGAAGCAAGUGACAAACUCAAACUCCAAGAAGCCAAAAUCCUGCUCAGUGAUUUCGGUGAGGCUUUCUCCCCUGCCAAGCAACAGAUAUUUGAGUCACACACUCCGCUUGUGGGACGACCACCAGAGGCUCGGUUCGAACCACAUAAGCCUCUUUCCUUCCCAUCAGAUAUCUGGUCCCUUGGAUGCUCUUUAUGGACCAUCUUAGGGCAGAAUACACUUUUUGACGGCAUAUUUGCAACCGAAGAUAGCAUUACUUGCGAGCAAGUCGAUGCACUUGGUGUACUGCCCCCGGAAUGGUGGUUCAAAUGGGAGGGGCGACAUGGUAGAUUCACGGAAGAUGGGAAGCCGAUAAAUCGGAACCCUUACCGGUCGUGGGAGGACAGGUUCGAACAAGAUAUGCAGGAGCCUCGACAAAGGAAAGGGAUGCCACUCAUUGAACCAGCCGAGAUGGAUGCUAUCCUCAAGAUGCUGAAGUCAAUGCUCAAAUUCAAACCUGAGAAACGGUCUACUGCAAAGCAGAUUCUCCAAUGUGAAUGGAUGGUCAAGUGGGCUUUGCCUGAGUACGAGAAGAUUCGAAAGACAUGA